Messenger RNA from Equus caballus (horse), 1650 nucleotides. RefSeq names its product L-threonine dehydrogenase (gene TDH). NCBI's taxonomy places the organism in Eukaryota, Metazoa, Chordata, Mammalia, Perissodactyla, Equidae. Gene Ontology annotation, molecular function: L-threonine 3-dehydrogenase activity. Gene Ontology annotation, biological process: L-threonine catabolic process. The record is from RefSeq and is a predicted model, not a curated record.
AAGGGGCGGGUUUGGGGCUGGAGAGGAUAAGAGCCCCGCGCGUCCGGCACCAUCUGGGUUUCGGCUCAACGCGCUCCGGCUCCCGCCACGUGCUCCUCCGGCUCGGCGCCGCAGCGCAGCAUCUCUGGGCUGCUGCGUCGGAAGGGAAUUUGAGGAGAAAAUGCCGGCUGUUAGGAUGCUGCAGCACGUCGUGGGCCAGCUGCUGCUGGGCCCAGCCUGUGGCUGUCGGACGUCUGCCCUGCCCGCCCGGUCUCUGGGCGCCUCCCCUUGGCAAAUUCCAGCCAAUGCCAACUUCCACUCUGCCUCUUUCUCUGAAACAGACCGGCCACGCGUCUUAAUUACAGGGGGUCUUGGCCAGCUUGGAGUGGGACUUGCCAACUUUUUGAGAAAACGAUUUGGGAAGGACAAUGUGAUUUUGUCCGACAUAAGGAAACCCCCCGAUCACAUCUUUCAGAGUGGCCCGUGUAUUUAUUCGGACAUUCUGGAUUACAAGAAUCUCCGGGAGAUUGUGGUGAACAACGGCAUCACCUGGCUGUUUCAUUACAGCGCUUUGCUCAGUGCGGUUGGGGAAGCGAACGUUUCCUUGGCCAAAGCCGUAAACAUCACUGGAUUGCACAAUGUUCUAGACGUUGCAGUGGAACACGGUUUGCGACUGUUUGUGCCCAGCACGAUCGGAGCCUUUGGACCUACUUCUCCCCGGGACCCAACCCCUGAUCUCUGCGUCCAGAGGCCCAGGACUAUCUACGGGGUGUCCAAGGUCCACGCAGAGCUCAUGGGAGAAUAUUAUCAUUACCGGUAUGGGUUAGAUUUCCGAUGCCUGAGGUAUCCUGGAAUCAUUUCAGCUGACUCCCAACCUGGAGGAGGAACAACUGACUAUGCAGUCCAGAUUUUCCACGAUGCUGUAAAGAAUGGCAAAUUUGAGUGCAACCUGAAACCCAGCACGAGGCUCCCGAUGAUGUACAUUGAUGACUGCCUCAGGGCCACCCUGGAGGUCAUGGAGGCCCCAGCAGAGUCCCUCUCCAUGAGGACCUACAACAUCAACGCCAUGAGCUUCACCCCAGAGGAGCUGGCCCAGGAGGUUCACAAGCACAUACCAGAAUUCCAGAUCACAUACAACGUGGAUUCUGCUCGACAGGCCAUAGCGGAUGGCUGGCCAGUGAGCCUUGAUGACAGCAAUGCUCGGAAGGACUGGAAGUGGAAACAUGAUUUUGAUCUUCCAGAGCUGGUGACGACAAUGUUGAACUUCCAUGGUUCUGAUACCAGAAUUGCCCAAGCGAACUGAAGGAACCAGAGGAAGAGCUCGUGUAUCCUGGACAGCUGUCAAGGGAAAAGCAUAACGACCCCGAGGGUUUAUACCCCAAGAAGUCUCAGUUAUCUGGGCUUGAAGGACUAAUUGGACUAAAUUUUUGCAGCCAUAUUGAACUGCCACAUGGAGAAUUGAGUUGGCUUUAGCAUUUUCAAAAUGCUGUAGGCACGGUGGUAGGAAUUCUAAAUCUUUGCUGUUUGCCUAAACUUGUCUAAACACAUGCAUCACAGAAUGAAGACUUAAGUCAUAAUAGUUUUCAUUUCCUUAAUUAAGAUGAAGGCACCAUUUCUGGGAAGGUGAAAGUAUGUGACGUUUGUAUGUAAUUAAAAUUAGUUUAAAUAACA